Messenger RNA from Plasmodium yoelii, 6375 nucleotides. RefSeq names its product serine/threonine protein phosphatase 8, putative. Gene Ontology annotation, molecular function: calcium ion binding; protein serine/threonine phosphatase activity. Gene Ontology annotation, cellular component: nucleus; cytoplasm. The record is from RefSeq and is a predicted model, not a curated record. NCBI's taxonomy places the organism in Eukaryota, Apicomplexa, Aconoidasida, Haemosporida, Plasmodiidae. The coding region runs from base 1 to 6375 and encodes 2124 amino acids. The transcript is spliced from 2 exons.
AUGAAGAACGGUAUUGAAAUGAAGGAAAAUAAUAUAUAUGGGAAUGGAUAUGCACACUAUCAGAAUAAUUUAAAUGGUGAUUUAUUUUUUAAGAACAAUGAUAUAAUUAAAAAAAAUGGAAUAUCAGAAAAUAUGUACACAUAUAACACAGUUGAAUUAGGGGGUUUAGGGGAAUAUGGAAUGAAUAACAUGAAUAACAAUAUUAAUUAUGGCGAUAGGCACAAUACUAAUUAUGGGGAUAGACACAAUACUAAUUAUGGAGAUAGAAACAUGAUAAAUGUGAAAUAUAACAAUUUGGAUAUACCUUAUAAUAUAAAAAAUUCAGGAUAUAAUAAUAUAAUAGAUAAAAACUAUACAAAUAACAAUAUUAAUAUAAAUAAAAGAUGUGUAACGAUAAAUGAUGAAAUUAGCAAAAAUAGUGUAUACCCUAAUUAUUAUAGAAGUAGAAGUUCAGGCACACAUAUUAAAAGAUAUUAUCCUCAUGUUAAUAUAAAAAAUAAUAAUGAUAUUUCUUUGUUCGAACAUGGAAUAAAUGAUAAAAAUAAUGCAUACAUUUUAAAUAAUAAUAAUAAGAAGAAUCAUGAUACUAUUUAUGAACAAGGUCAUGUGAUUAAUAUGAAAAAAAAUAUUUAUAAAACCGCUUUAGAUUUGAAUAUGAAUAAAGAAAUGAGUUUGAAUAAAGAAAUGUGUUUGAAUAAAGAAAUGUGUUUGAAUAAAGAAAUGGGUUUGAAUUUAAAACCAAGUACAAAUAUAACAAGUAAUAUAAAUAGAAUAAAUAUUACGGGAAAUUAUAACCUUCCAAAUGUAGUAGAAUAUAAAAAUGAUAUGUUUUUUUCUUAUAAGGAUAAAAUAAAUAAUACAUAUACAGAUUAUAAAAAUAAUAUAAACAAUUUAAUUAUAAAUCCAGAUAAAAAUAUGAAUUUGAGGAAUGCUCGUUUGUAUAAAACAUCAGAAUACCAUUACAACAUCCCAAAUAAAAAUGAUAAUUCAAUUGGUGUUAAUAAUAUUUGUAAGAUUUAUAAUUUGGAUAAUAAAAAAGAUUCCAAACAUAUUCAAUAUGAAAAUAGUUCGGAAAAAUAUGAUUUCAUAACGAAUAAUAAAAAUUUAAAUGGUUAUAAACUGUAUGAUAGUGGAAAUUGUGAAAAUUAUGGAAAUUAUGAAAAUUGUGAAAAUAACCAGUAUGAUUCAAUUUUGAAAAAAAAAUGUUUAGAAGAAAAUGAUAACGAAGAGAUAAUAAUUAAGAAUAAAAAUUUGCCUAUUGUAUAUACAGAAAAGUAUAGAAAUAAAUAUAAGAAUAUUUAUAAUGAAAAAGAAGAAAAUAUUUAUGACAUGUGUAAUGUAGAUAUAAUUGAAUCCCCAAAAGGAAAAAUAGUUGAUCCUACAAAAUUAAGUAGUGAAAUUUUUUCAUAUAAUAAUAUUAACAAUUUUUUAAAAGAAUAUGGGUCGUUAGAAUAUAUUAAUGAUUAUAGUAAUAUGAAGAAAGAUGAUAAAAAAGAAAAAGAAAAAGACAUUGUAAAAAAUGAUAAUAUAAAUGAGGAUAAUAAUAUUUCAAUGAGUAAUGAAAGCUUAAAAAUAAAUAAAAAAAAUAGAAAUGAAUUUUUAGAAUGGAAAUCUCACAAUAGAUUAUUGAAAAAUAUUAUAGCAUCUUAUAAUGAAAAUACAAAUAUAAAAAAACAUGGUUUAUUUAAUUUGCUUUUUGAUAUAUAUGGAUAUAAUAAAACAAUUUUUAAAAAUUAUUUAUCAAAUAAUGAUGAAAAUGAGAUAAAAAAUGUUAUUAAAGAUAUAAUAUAUGAAUUAUUUGAAAAAAAAAAUAAUAAAAUUUUGGAAAAAUUCAUAUUUUUAAAAUAUUUAUUUAAUGAAUAUGGACAUACAGAGUAUCCAAAUUUAAUAUCAUUAAAAAAUUUUAAACAAAUUUUUCGAAAUUAUAAAAACAUUUUUUCAUCAAAAAAAAUUGUAUUAUUUAUAUUUAAUUGUUUAGACAGAGGAAGAAAAUAUUAUAUAACGGAAAGUGAUUUCAUUAUAGGAAUGUUAGCAUGUAGCCCACAAAUGGGUAAUGAUAUAUAUGAUGAUUCAGGAAAAUUACGUCAUCAGUUAAUUUUUAGAGCUUAUGAUAUAGAUAGAGAUGGAUAUUUAAAUAGUAAAGAGAUGUUAGUAUUUUUGUAUCAUAUAUAUGAAUUAUCAAAUGAUUUAAAAUAUUUAAAAUUAAAAACAGAUAAAAAUAAAUUAAAAGAUUUUGUUAUUAAUGAAAGGGAUAAACUUAUGAAAAAUCAUGAAAAAAUUAGUUAUGAUUAUUUUUAUAAUUUAAUAGUAAACAAACAAAUUGAAGGAACAACAAAUUUGUUGAGAUCUAAUUGUGAUGUUGCUAAUGUUGUAAAAAAAUAUUUUCUUUAUACAUAUGCAAAAAAUUUAAUACCAGAAAAAUAUAUAGAUGGGGAUGAUUUUUUUUUUAUACAUUCUAAAGAUAAAAAAAAUAAUCAAGUAGAUAAUAUUAUUGAUAAAAAAUUGAAAAAUGUUUCUAGAUAUUCUCAUGAUACUAUUCCUUUUAAUACAUCUUCGAAUCAUAUUUUAGAUGAGGAUUAUAGUAAUUCUUAUAUGCUUAGAAGAAUGAAUGCAUAUGAGGGUUCAGGGAUAUAUACAGAUGCAACAGAAAAUAUUUCAUCAGAACAAAUUGAUAGAGAUACACUUUCAAAAGUUUGGACUGGAAAUAUAUUCCCUGAAUUAAAAGAAACAGAAACAUCAAUGGAAAAAAUUUCAAUUGAAACUUAUAAUAAUACAAAAAAGGUUAAGGAAAAUGAAUUUUUAUCUAAUAUUGAUCAUAAUUUUGAAAAAUCAAAAAUAAAUGAUAUUAAUUUUAUUGACAAAGGAAGGGAUACAUUUACAGAUAAUCAAUCAGUGGAAUUUCAAAAGAAUAAUAUGAACAUAGAAAGUUAUCAAACAAAUAGUUGUGAAACUGGUUAUAAUAAUAUAUAUGUUGAUGAGAAGGAUAAAAAUGAAAUGGUAAAAAAUAAAGCUAAUAUUAAAAAUGUUAAUUUGGGUUCAAUGGAAUAUGUAGUGGAUGAUUCUAUUGGUAAGAUAAACGAGUUAGAUGCAAUGAAUUCUGAUUUAAAAAAGGAAUCGAAUACUUUUGAAAAAUCAAAUGAAGAAACAAAAAUAAAUGGUGAUAUUUCUAAAAAAAUGGAAAAUGGUGAUUCAUUCGUUAAUGAAAGUUUGGGGGUAAAUGAUAAGGAUGAGAUAAAAUAUUCUGGGGGGAUAAAUUUGAAUCCAAUUCGUUUAAACAUUUCUGGUUUUGGUGAAAAGUGUGAUAAUAAAUGCGAAAAUAAACGCGAAAAUCAUGAGAAUCUAAAGAAAACGAGUGGGCAACUGGAUAGAAAAAAACCACUUUAUUCAAAUAGUGAUAAUUUAAAAACAGAGAAAAAGAUAAUCGAUAAAGAUUAUGUGGAAUAUGAAAUAAGGAAUGACAAUAUAUUAGUGGAAAAUUGUAAUAAUAUAAAUAAAGGUGAUAAUAUAUUGUUAGUAAAUAGUGAUAAAACAAAAAAUAGCGAGGUUUUACCUCAUUUUGGAAAAGAAGAAAAUUGUGAAUCAAAUUUAAGAAUAAAAGAAGUAUGUGAUUAUGAUUUAAUUGUUAAUGAUAAAGAAAAAAUGGAAAAUAGUAUUAAAGAAGUUGUAAAAGAAUAUAGAGAAAAAUAUAUAACAGAUCAUAAAUUAUUAACAUUAAAUCAAGAUAUUGCUUUUAAAGUGUUUACUACUUUUUAUAAUAUUUGUUAUAAAAAAAAAAGAGAGGAUUAUAAAAAUUAUUUUGAUAUAUUUAGGGUUUGUAAUUAUAAUGAUGUUCUUCUUUUAUGUGAUGAAGUUGUAAAAUUAUUUAAAUUAGAAGAUUCAUUAGAAUUUGCUAAUUUGCCAUGUAAAGUAUUUGGAGAUAUACAUGGAAAUUUAUUUGAUAUUGUUGAUUUUUUUAACAUGUAUAAUUGGCCAAUGCAUGAUAAUAAUAAUAGAAUAAUUUCUUUACUAAAAAUUGAGAGAGAUUUCGAAAACGUCGGAAAUUCCGAAAAUAAUAUGAACAACAAAUGUGUAAGCAAUCACAGCGAUUUGAAAUAUGUAUUUUUGGGUAAUUAUUUAAAUCGAGGAGAAUUAUCUUUAGAAGUUAUAUGUUUCUUAUUCAGUUUAAAAAUAUUAUUUCCUAAACAUAUAUAUUUAAUAAGAGGAAAUCAUGAAAAUCGAGUGUUUAAUUAUGUUUAUGGUUUUUAUAAAGAUAUUGAAAGAAAAAUAAAAAGUAAUUUUAAUUGUUUAGGAAAAAUAAAUUAUAAAGAUGAUGUUAUAUGUGCAUAUUCUUAUGAACUAUUUAACAGAAUUAAUGAUGUUUUAGAAUUUUUACCUUUAUCUGUUUUAUUAGACAAUGAAAUUUUAUGUAUACAUAGUGGUAUUGGUGAUAGUAUUCAAAAUGUAAAAGAUUAUUUAAAUAUUGAAAAGCCAAUUAUAAUACCAGAAUAUGUUGAUAGAAAUAGUAAUAAUAAUAGUGAAAUAUUAAAAAAAAUAAUCAUAGAUACAUUAUGGUCUGAUCCUAUAAAUUAUUUAGAUGAUAAUGAUAUGUUAUUAUUGAAAGAUUGUACAAAAUAUGAUAUAAUUCCAUCAAGUCGAGGAAAAAUAACAGUAAAAUUUGGUAAACAUAGAUUAACUAAAUUUCUAAAAAAUAAUAAAAUAAAAAUGAUAAUAAGAGGAAAUGAAUGUGUUUCUGAAGGAUAUAAAUAUGAGUUUAACAAAAAGAUAUUGACUUUAUUUUCAGCUACAAACUAUUGUAAUAAAUAUAAAAAUAAUGCAUCGAGUGCAUUAAUUAUUAAAAAAAAUAAAAAUAUUACAAUAUUUAAUCAAAUUUUGAAAUCAGAAUGUGAAAAUAUGAAUCUUAAUGAAAGUAGCAACAAAGAAAAAGUUAAUAUUGCAUAUACAAAUGGUGAAGAAGACAAACUAAACAAAUCAGAUAAAUUGCAAAAUGGUCAAAAUGAAACGAAAAAUGGGUUCUAUUUCGAUCAUACCAAACAUAAGGAUAAACCUUCUAAAAAAUAUGGAAAUGAAUAUAAAGAAAUUGAAAAUAAUAAUGAUUUAAUAAAUUUAAAAACACCACAAUUUUAUGUUAAUAAAGAUUCUAUAAAAUUGAGUAAUGAUGAUAAUAUUGAAAAUAUAUUGGGAGAUGAUUCAGCUUCUAAAAAUAAUUUAUAUGAUACAGAUGUCUGUGAAAAAAAAAAUGAUAAUUUAAAUGAUAGUGGAGUAAUGAAUGAAAUGUUAAAAAGUUUGAGUUACGAAAAAAAUUUAGAUAAUUGUAAUGAUAACAAGGAUAAAGAAGAUCAAAAUAAUGAUGUAUUACAAAAUGAUAGGAAGCGAGUUAAUUUAUUGGAAUCUGAUACAGACAAAAAUAGUGCCAACCUUUUCGAAAACCCUUGUAAUGAACACAUAGAAAACGAAGAAAAUGUUAAUAAAGAAAAAAAAGAAAAAAAUGAGGAAAAGGAUGAAAGUAAAGAAACUAUGACAUAUGAUGAGAAUGGAGAUGGAUAUAAAGCUAAAGAUGACAGUAGUGAAAAAAAUGAUUCUGGAGAAAAUUAUAAACAUAACAAAAUUUUCAAUAAUAAAGAAAAUGAAAUUUUUAACGAUUUUGAAAAUUGUUGUAAUGGUAAAAGUAUAGAUAAUAUAAAUAAAGAUCUAAUCAAGUUUAAUGAUUUUGGAAUAGAACAAAAUGAGCAUAACGAUAUAUUUUUAGAAGAAAAAAAAUACUUGGAAAAUAUAGAAAUGAUGAAAGAGGAAAUGUUAAAAGAAUGUGAUUAUAAAGUUGAUUCAAAUAAAUAUACAGAUGGAAUAAUUGAAGAAAAUAUUGAAGAAAAUAUUGAAGAAAAAAAUAAUGAAUUAUACAAGAGUAGAAACAAUAGUAACAGCAGAAAUAAUACCAAUUCUAUUAUAAAUAAUUUUUUCAAAAAUGAAAAAACAAUCGAACAAAACUGUUCAAAUAUGUUUCUUAAUUAUGAUCAAGUUAAUAACUCAAAAGAGCAUGAAGACAAUUUAAAAAAUGGAAACUGUUCAAAAAUAAGUUCAUUAUCAAAUGAAAACAUUGGAGCUAUAAAUUAUAUGAAUGAAAUUGAUAAUGAAUUGGUGUAUAAAAGAAUAAAUUACAUGAUGCCUCCAAAUUUGACCCUAACAAACAAAACCCAAAUGAAGAAUGGAAGUUACACUAGAGAGCAUAAUUCAGCAACAAUGAGAAACAUAAGAAGUGAAAGCAACACUAUGGAUUCUCUAAAUAAGCUUGAAAUGCAACAUUUGCCUCCAGACCCUCAACCACAAACAAAAAUAUCAUUCCAAAAAAGUUUAGAUGAUUUACACGAGUCCCAAUUCUGA